Phodopus roborovskii (desert hamster) is the source of this 1049-nucleotide messenger RNA. RefSeq names its product SH3 and cysteine rich domain 3 (gene Stac3). NCBI's taxonomy places the organism in Eukaryota, Metazoa, Chordata, Mammalia, Rodentia, Cricetidae. Gene Ontology annotation, cellular component: extrinsic component of cytoplasmic side of plasma membrane. Gene Ontology annotation, biological process: positive regulation of protein localization to plasma membrane; skeletal muscle contraction; positive regulation of voltage-gated calcium channel activity. Gene Ontology annotation, molecular function: protein binding. The transcript is spliced from 10 exons. The record is from RefSeq and is a predicted model, not a curated record. Bases 47 to 1024 code for a protein of 325 amino acids.
AAGACUGAAGCAGAUAUUCAAGAAGGGCUCUCCAGAGACAACAGAAAUGGAGCUUCCCCCAGAGCCCGAGGCCAAUGGGGAGGCAGUGGGGGCUGGGGGUGGGCCCAUCUACUAUAUCUAUGAGGAAGAGGAGGAGGAGGAGGAGGAGGAGGAGCCACCCCCAGAACCCCCGCAGCCUGUCAACGACAAGCCCCACAAAUUCAAAGACCACUUCUUCAAGAAACCCAAGUUCUGUGAUGUCUGUGCCCGGAUGAUUGUGCUCAAUAACAAGUUUGGGCUCCGCUGUAAGAACUGCAAAACCAACAUCCAUGAACAUUGCCAGUCCUACGUGGAGAUGCAGAGAUGCUUCGGCAAGAUCCCGCCUGGUUUCCAUCGAGCGUAUAGCUCCCCGCUCUACAGCAACCAACAGUAUGCCUGUGUCAAAGACCUCUCUGCUGCCAAUAGAAAUGACCCUGUGUUUGAGACCCUGCGCGUCGGGGUGAUCAUGGCAAACAAGGAGCGGAAGAAAGGACAGGCAGAUAAGAAAAAUCCUCUAGCAGCCAUGAUGGAGGAGGAACCGGAGUCAGCCAGGCCAGGGGAAGGCAAGUCCCAGGAUGGAAACAAUGCAGAAAGGGACAAGAAGGCGGAGAAGAAAACACCGGAUGACAAACACAAGCAGCCCGGCUUCCAGCAGUCUCAUUACUUCGUGGCCCUCUAUCGGUUCAAAGCCUUGGAGAAGGAUGAUCUGGAUUUCCCGCCCGGGGAGAAGAUCACAGUCAUCGAUGACUCCAAUGAGGAGUGGUGGCGGGGGAAAAUCGGAGAGAAGGUGGGAUUCUUCCCUCCAAACUUCAUCAUUCGGGUCCGAGCUGGAGAACGUGUGCACCGUGUAACCAGAUCGUUUGUCGGGAACCGAGAGAUCGGGCAGAUCACCCUGAAGAAAGACCAGAUCGUAGUGCAGAAAGGAGACGAAGCUGGCGGCUACGUCAAGGUCUACACCGGCCGCAAGGUGGGGCUGUUCCCCACCGACUUCCUGGAGGAGAUUUAGGUGUGCUAGCUGACACCUGCCGGAU